UGGCAGGUGUGUGGGAAAUUAGAAGACCCUGCCCUGCUCCGUGUGCUGGGGGGGACAAGAAGCUCUCACCUUCUCCUACCCCCUUAAGCCUCCUGAGUGCUCUGAGCGGGGUGGGAUUCUGCUACUCUGGCCCUCCCAGAGCUUCCAUUUCUUCAUCCUUCGUCUCACGUGACUAGUGGGAUUGUGGCUGGAGCAGCAGGUAAUGACUGGGGCCUUUUGGUGUUUCAGAUGCCGGUGACCUUCGAGGAGGUGGCUGUGUAUUUCACCCAGGGGCAGGGGGCUCUGCUGGACCCCACUCAGAGAGCUCUCUACAGGGACGUUAUGCAGGCGAACUACGAGAUGGUGGCCUCACUGGGAUUCCCCCUUCCCAAACCUGAGCUGAUUGUCCGACUGGAACAAGGGGAAGAGCCGUGGGUGCCUGAUCUCCAGGCCUGCAAGGAAAGAAGUGUUUCGAGAUGCACCCAUACAGCAGGUGCUGAGCGAGGGAGUGAGAAUGAGGAGGGGAAUCAUCAUGAGGAAGUUCCCGGGGAAGUGGAACCGCAGGGGACCUCUGUGGAAAGAGCUGAAGGGAAUUUUCCCCAGUGCUUGGAGCAGGCAGAAUCCUGGGGAAGUUGGCACAGGUCAGAGAGGCUUCUGGAAAACUCUCCGGGGAAGAUAGUGGAUGAAUCGAUUAAUGAUGGGGGAGGAGAGGAGGAUCCAGGAGUGCAGCAGACAAAUCCCAAGGAAGAGACACCUUGGCACUACCUUCAGUGUGGGAAAGAAUUCAUUGUGAGCUCACAGCUUGUGACACAUCAGACAGUCCAUACUGGAGAGAAACCCCUUCAAUGCUUGGACCAUGGGGAAAGCUUCAAUAAGCUCUCAGAUCUUAAUAACCAUGGGAGAAGUCACAGUGGAGAAAAACCCUCUCAAUCUGUUGAGUACGGGAAAGCUUUCAUUUCGAAGACACAAAUAAUUAGAAAUCAAGCAAUCCACACAGGAGACAGACCCCACAAGUGCUUGGACUGUGGGAAAAAUUUCAUACAGCGGUCAAACCUCGUUCAACAUCAGGCAAUCCACACAGGAGAGAGACCCCACAAGUGCUUGGAGUGUGGGAAAAGUUUCAUAUGGAGGUCUGACCUCAUUAAAUAUGGAAGAAUCCACACAGGAUCUAAACUUCUGUGACACAUGGCAAGAAAGGAUUAAGCAAGUUGCAUGUGAUUGACUUAGAAUCAACUUUUAGAGAGAGAUUUUA
Messenger RNA from Chelonoidis abingdonii (Abingdon island giant tortoise), 1231 nucleotides. The record is from RefSeq and is a predicted model, not a curated record. Lineage: Eukaryota; Metazoa; Chordata; Testudines; Testudinidae.